AUGAACGCCCCGAAAGAACCCAAGGUCAAGACUCCUACCAUUGAAGCCUAUGACGGUACUACUGACCCAGAUAUGCACCUAGUUGCUUACCGUCACCACAUGUUCAUGGCACACAAGGAAGAAAGGAAAAUGAGCAUGCAUUUAGGACGCAUUCAACAGGGGAAAGGUGAAUCAUUAAGAAGUUAUGUGAAACGUUUCAACCUAGAGGUCGGGCAGAUCCCAGACCUACCCGAUGACGUCUCUUUUGAUAAUUUUAUCAGGGGACUGAAGAAAGGAUCCUUCAAGUUUGACUUAGUCAAGAAGAGUGUGCGGACUAUGGCCGAAGUUCUAGAUGAGGCUGAAGCAUUCAUUCACGCAACGGAAAUAUGCAGCGCAUCCAAGGAUGGAAAGACAGGUGAAGCAACAGACUCCUCAGGAAAGAAGGAUAAGAUGGACCGAAAGGCUCCACGGGUAAAUGGCACUUGGGCUCUGUCAAAAGAGCAUGAUACUAACUCUCCUGGGCACAAGAGAGAGCGUCCGCAAGAAAGAGAAUAUUUCGAGUAUAACGCAGAUCUCCUCACAAUACUAAAAGACGUUGGGACCCGGUUUGAUCUUGAACGACCUUUUCCUAUGAAGUCACCUGCUGAGAGUCGAGACCCUAAGCUGUAUUGCCAAUUCCACGAGGAUAUAGGGCAUGACACCAAGAACUGUAGAAGCUUAAAGAGAGCCCUAGACGGCCUCGCCUCCAAAGGACACCUCAAAAAUUACUUACAGAGAAAUGCUCACGGCUCGGGAAAGAGCCAAUACAAGAAGAACAAGUCACCUGUCUCACCUACAGAGGGAAACCACAUCGAAGGAGGAUUUGUAGCCGUCAUUUCUGGGGGGCCAGCGGCUGGAGGACCCACUAUGAGGGGACAGAAAGACUAUGCCUGCCGCCUAGGACAAGUUAUGCUGUCGGGAAAGUCACCUAUAGACCCGUUCCCUCGGAUUGAGAUAUGUGAGUCGGAUAGUGAACGAGUAGCCACCCCACAUGAUGAUCCUCUGGUGGUCGAAAUCAAAAUCUCCAAUAUGAGAGUCAAGCGUAUCUUGAUAGAUACAGGGAGUUCGCCCGACAUAAUGAGCAUGGAGUGCCUCAGCCGUCUAGCUCACGAUCCAAAGACCAUUGAAAGCAUACACUAUCCCUUCAUCGGUUUUGGAGGAAGCAUAAUACAUCCUGUGGGCGUCAUCAACUUGCCGGUUCGGAUCGGGGAUCGAAAAGAUGGACGAAAGAUGGGAGUAAACUUCUUAAUUGUCAAGGACUUGACAUCAUACAAUGUCAUCUUGGGACGUCCCACCCUGAACAAGAUUAAAGCAGUAGUUGUCACCUAUCUCAUGCUCCAGAAGUUUGUAUGUGAUGGUGGGGCAAUAGGAACUAUACAUGGAGACCAACAGCAAGCAAGAGACUGCUACCUCACAACCCUCAACCCGUCAGCAUGGAAGAAAGAUUUGGCCGAAGCGAGGACCAAGAGAAAACUUGAGGAGGAACUACCUGUCGCCAAUGAGAAUAUACCAGCCAAGAUAGAGAAAAGUGGCUAA
Spinacia oleracea (spinach) is the source of this 1554-nucleotide messenger RNA. RefSeq lists its product as uncharacterized. The record is from RefSeq and is a predicted model, not a curated record. The transcript is spliced from 2 exons. NCBI's taxonomy places the organism in Eukaryota, Viridiplantae, Streptophyta, Magnoliopsida, Caryophyllales, Amaranthaceae. Bases 1 to 1554 code for a protein of 517 amino acids.